Miscanthus lutarioriparius is the source of this 684-nucleotide messenger RNA. The record is from the annotation of a GenBank genome assembly. NCBI's taxonomy places the organism in Eukaryota, Viridiplantae, Streptophyta, Magnoliopsida, Poales, Poaceae.
AUGGAUAUGGAGGACGCGGCGGUGCCGGCGCUGGCGGUGGUGGACGCGCGGUUCUGCGCGGCGGACGCGGCGACGCUGGCCGUGGCCAAGGCGCUGAGCAUGUCCGGCAGCGACUUCGCCGUCACGGACGCGGCCACGGGAGCGCUCGUGCUGCGCGUCGACGGUGUGCUCUUCACCCUGCGCCGGCGCUGCGUCCUCGUCGACGCCGACCGACGCCCCGUCCUCACCGUCCAAGAAUCAGCGCUGAUGCUGAACACGCGGUGGAAGGUGUUCCGGGGCGACAGCACCCGCCGGCGGGACCUGAUGUUCACCGUGGUGAAGCCGUCCGUGAUCCAGCUGCGGGGGUCCACCAAGGUCAGCGUCUUCCUCGCCAGCAACGACGCCGAGCAGGCCUGCGACUUUAGGAUCACCGGCAGCUACCACGACGGCGCCUGCGCUGUCUGCCUCGGCGACUCCGACACCGUCAUCGCCAAGGCAAGUGUGGAAGUGUCUCCUUCCCAUUUGCUUUCUUGGACAGUUGGACUGAGAAUGGAUUGGCUGCCGCCGCAGAUCGACCGGCGGUUCAGCGUGGUGAGCGCGCUGCUGGGGAAGAACUCGUACAGCGUCACCGUCAACCCGGGCAUCGACUACGCCUUCGUCGUCGCGCUCGUCGUCAUCCUCGACGAGAUGCAUUUCCAGCGAUGA